This is a messenger RNA of Vicia faba (fava bean), 2613 nucleotides long. The record is from the annotation of a GenBank genome assembly. Lineage: Eukaryota; Viridiplantae; Streptophyta; Magnoliopsida; Fabales; Fabaceae.
AUGAACAUGUCAAUGCGUUUGUUAUCUUCUGAGUUCACAUGUCCUACAAGUGUGAAUUUUCUUUUCUCCAGACCCUCUGUAAGGGUUUCACCUUUCGUUAAUAAACAUGUCUGUAAUCGUGGUGGAAGAACCGCGAGGUUGUCUUGUCAAUUGAUGCAUGGCCAUUUAGAGGAAUCAUAUAGAAGAAAGAAAAGGUUGCAAGUGUCGCUACAGAAGCCAGAUUUUGUGAGGACUUUGUUGAUUGAUAACUAUGAUAGUUAUACUUACAAUAUAUACCAGGAGCUGUCUAUUAUUAAUGGUGUCCCUCCCGUGGUGAUUCAAAAUGAUGAUUGGACGUGGGAAGAACUUUGCCAUUACCUGUACGAAGAAAAUGCAUUUGAUAACAUUGUAAUAUCACCUGGACCUGGUUCUCCGGCAUGCCCAGAAGAUAUAGGCAUUUGUCUUCAAAUAUUACAUGAAUGCAGGGAUAUUCCCGUUCUUGGUGUUUGCCUAGGACACCAGGCAUUGGGUUAUGUGCAUGGAGCUCAAGUUGUCCAUGCACCUGAACCAGUUCAUGGGCGUCUGAGUGAUGUUGAGCACAAUGGAUGCCAGCUUUUUCAUGGCAUACCUUCUGGUAGAAAUUCUGGUUUCAAGGUGGUUCGAUAUCAUUCACUGGUGAUAGAUUCUGAAUCACUUCCUGAAGUGCUCAUUCCAAUAGCAUGGACUUCCACUAGUACACUUCCAUCUAUUGGAUCCAAGGUUUCUGACAAGUACAAUGGUCAUGAAGUUCAGUCUGAUCAAAGCAGUUUCUUUGAUUCAUUUUUACCUGAAGCAGGAAAUGGUAGUUCAAACCUUAUUGAUCAUGGACAGACUAGAAAUGCAAGGGUUCUUAUGGGAGUCAGGCAUUCUACAAGGCCACACUAUGGUGUACAGUUUCAUCCAGAGAGUGUUGCCACCUGCCAUGGAAGUCAAAUAUUCAUGAAUUUUAGAGAGAUUACAGAGGAUUAUUGGCUGAGAUUUAGGUCAUCACACAACAAGGAAAAUCGUGCUAAUUCUAAUGCAUACACACAGGUUUCAAGUGCUAGUAGACUCUACAGAGACUUUUGCAGAAGUAAUAAUGCAGAAAUUAAUACUGUGGAUCAGCCAAGGAGAGUAAAUCACGGAGACAAACAUUUAGCACUUAAUAAUACUGAGAUGAACUAUAAAUGUUUGAAGUUGAAAUGGAGGAAAUUUGAUCACUUGGCUGGCCAAGUUGGCGGAGCAAAAAGUAUAUUCUGUCAGUUGUUUGGACAUGAAGCUGAAAACACCUUUUGGUUAGAUAGUUCCUCCACCGAUAUGGGAAGAGCGCGCUUUUCAUUCAUGGGAGGAAAAGGUGGAUCACUUUGGAAGCAGUUAGCGUUCAGAUUGUCUGAUCAGAGUGAUGGGUGUUCAAAAGGUGGUGGCUUUUUGUCACUCGAAGAUUCUGAAGGCUCGGCCAAAACAAUAUUCUUGGAAGGAGGGUUUCUUGAUUUUUUUAACAAGGAGCUUCAAUCAUAUCAUUAUGAUAAGAAUGAAUACGAAGGUCUACCAUUUGAUUUUCACGGCGGAUAUGUUGGUUACAUCGGGUAUGAUCUCAAAGUUGAAUGUGGUGUCACAUCUAACCGCCACAAAUCUAAAACUCCAGAUGCAUGUUUUUUCUUUGCUGAUAAUCUUGUAGCCAUUGAUCACAAAAAUGAUGAUGUUUAUUUAUUGGCUAUACAUGAAGAAAGUUCAACUACGACAGAAUGGUUGGAUGAUACCGAGGAGAAGCUUCUGAGCUUUACUGGCUCUAAGAGCAUGGAUUUUGAAAGACAGUAUUCUCAUCCGUCAACUUUUUCCUCAAAUAAGACUGGUUUUGCAGCUGAACAGUCUAGAGAGCAGUACAUUAGAGAUGUUAAGAAGUGUCUAAACUACAUUAAAGACGGAGAGAGCUAUGAGUUGUGCCUCACAACUCAGAUAAGGAAACCAAUUGAGGAAGAUCUGUGUAUUUGCUGUUCUUCUCCUGAGAGGUUCUUGCAGUUGGAUAGGAAUGACAUGCUAGAAGCUAAGCCCAUUAAGGGUACUGCAGCCCGUGGUGCUACUGAAGAGGAAGACAAGCAACUCAAGUUGAAAUUACAGCUCAGUGAAAAGGAUCAGGCUGAAAACUUGAUGAUUGUUGACCUUCUAAGAAACGACCUUGGUCGAGUAUGUGAUCCUGGAUCUGUUCACGUGCCGCAUCUCAUGGAUGUACAAUCAUAUGCAACUGUUCACACAAUGGUGAGUACAAUUCGUGGGAAAAAGCGGUCAGAUGUAAGUGCAGUAGACUGUGUCAAAGCUGCAUUUCCUGGUGGUUCGAUGACAGGUGCACCAAAGUUGAGAUCAAUGGAACUUCUCGACUCUCUUGAAAGUUGUUCUCGAGGCAUCUACUCAGGCUGUAUUGGAUUUUUCUCAUAUAAUCAGACAUUUGAUCUAAAUAUUGUCAUAAGAACAAUUGUUAUACAUGAGGGUGAAGCUUCGAUAGGAGCUGGAGGGGCAGUUAUUGCUCUGUCAAACCCAGAAGAAGAGUAUGAAGAGAUGAUCUUGAAAACAAAAGCACCAGCAAGCACUAUGUUAGAUUAUGAAUAUAGAGAUCAAUAA